GCUUCUGUUCGAGCACUUGAAUGUCUGCAGAGUGGACACUGGGCACAGAUCUCAGGAGAUCUGAUUGAGAAUGGCCAAGAAAGUGACGCUCGAGCCGCGGCUGCUGGAGCGUUUCAUCUCCCAGUGCUGGAAGGCGGAGGCCAAGUGCCCAUUCGGCCUCGUCGUGGCGCAGGUGCGGCGGGAAAUGAGGAAACAACAGAAGAAAGCCGCAGUAAUUCAUGCGCUUCUUUCAUGUUGAUGUUGAUGUGAAUGGUACAGGCGAUUGAGGGAGCGCGUGUGCUGCUGAUGUGUCUGCCGACCCCGACAGAGGCCGAGGGCAGGCCGUGGGGCAAGGCCGUGUGGACGGGCGGCCUCGCACAACUCCUGGAGCGAAAACUCAGCCACACACACGGCAUGACCUUCCUGCAGGUACUUGUGGGGGGCUACACACACACACACACACACGUGCCGUCAUAUGUCUGUGUGUGCGGCAUGGCUGCAGUGGUCGAUGCGUCACUUGAGUGAGGUUCGGCAGGUGCUGCCUGGAGGGCUGGAGGUGUGCGGCGUGUAUGUGGUCAAGCCUGAGGCUGAUGUGCGUGCGUCGCUGGGACCCUCGCUGAUGCCCCUGCUGGACGACAUCAGCUGCGGCACCGCCUCGGGGGAGGCACUCAUCAUGGUCCUCGAUACAAACACCAAAAAGUGGGCGAUGGAGGGAGGGAGGGAGGGGGGGAAUGGAUCGCUUCAUUCAUUCUGUCUGUCUGUCUGUCUGUUGUUUGUUUGUUUGUGUGUGUGUGUGUGUGGUCAGGUUCAUGUGCAAGACGGCUCCCUCGAAUGUGGGAUCUAUGGUGAGAAGGGUAGGGUGGGUAUACGGAUCUCACACACGCACACACACCAGUGGUGCACAUAACCUUUGAGUACGUGUGUGUGUCUGUGCAGUGGAAGCCCCUGUCGUCCAAAAUGCAGUCGUCCGCCGGCAGCAGUGUGCGGCUCUCCACUCUGGUGCCCGUCGACAUGACCGUCGCCUUCGACACACCCGAUGCAGCCGAGGUGGCCGAAGUGGAAGAACACCUCAGGGUGAGCGAGCCAGUCACCCCCAUGCAAAAGUCAGUCCGUGAGUCCGUAAGUGAGUCCGUGCGUGUGCAUGUCGGCUUUGCCUCAGGCCAGCAUGGCCACUUGGGCGGAGGCGCCCGUGCUGCUCAUUGCACACACAGAGCCACCCGCCAGCGCCGCAUCUGCUGCCCAGGUGCGUCCCUUCCAACAUGCAUAGCGACCGAUGCACCUCUGUCUUGUGUGUUGUGUGCGUGUUGUGUGUGUGCAGAGCACCACCCCUUCUCCCCGGUCUCAGUACUUCGGCAGCGAUGGCGACUGCCAUGUCAAGAUGGGUCGGCUGCUGUCCUCAACUGAGCACGGGGAGCUCCAGUUCCUGCAGCAGCACUGGGGGCCGAUCGAGGUGGUCCUGGGGCCUCCUAAUGCGGCUCCUGCAGCCCCGCCCCAUCUGAUACACAUCCGGUGUGACAUCCUGGCGGUCGCCCACGUGCUGAGGGAGGGCUCCCUGCUGUCCGCCAUGCAGGUCAGCUGGGGUCACUCACUGAAAUCGCACACGCCACGCGUGUUGCACGAGUGUGGAGCCUCUGGUGUGUUUGCUUGUUCGGUCGCUGUCCGUCAGUGUCUGUAUGAUGACUUUGUCGGCACGUUAGCUGUCCGGGUCGCUGCCGUGCUGGAGAGGUGCCUCGCGGCAACCGACGCUAGCGACGGUAAGAGAGAGAGGAGCACCCACACAUACACCUCAACGACCUAGCGUGUGUCGUCGUGCAGGGAGUGCGCCGGCAGCCCCCAUGGCCCUCCCUCUGCCGCGCAGGUAAAUUGUGAUUGAUGAGCAUGGAAAUGGCUAGCAGCAGAGACUCGUUGAAUGGUGAUGGGAUGCUUGGGUGUGGUGUGCUGGUCGACGUCAGGGUGCAUUUCGGUUUUGGCGGCAACUCGGGCGGCUCGGCGUUGGGCACCCUGUGCGACUACCAAGCGGAGGGAGAAACCGAGAAGGUACCCAGCCACACACGGCAGACACACACAGAGAGUGCCCCUCCCUCCCUGCAAUGCCAAGCGAGCUGACUUCGCCCCUCUCUCUGUUGGUCUUUCUGUGUAUCAGGAUUCCCGGGCCCGUCUGGCGUCGGUGACGGGGCUGCCUCCCGAGAUGAUUGGGGGUGUCGUGGCUGACCUAUCAGACCACACACAGACACAUACAGCCACCCAGACACCCCCCAGUGACAGUGCUAGCACAGGUAAGGACUCGAAAGGGAAGCGUAUGCAUUGGAUGGACACCUGUCUGUCUGUCUGUCUGCCUGUCUGUCUGUCUGUCUGCCUGUCUGUCUGUCUGUCUGUCUGUGCACACAUUGGUCUGUCAGGUUUGCCUGUGGAUGAUGGUUGGUAUGGCCUUGAGAAUGAGGUGAGGGCCGCCCUGGGAGAGCCCCCCAAGCCCCCUGUAAAAGCACGCCGACACGAAACCAAACCCACCAGGUGGUGGGCCCAACACAGCAGCACAAGGAAUGAAUGGAGACGAAGCCGGAUGGACGCAUUGCUCCUGUCUCUCUGUCUCUCUGUCUGUCUGUGAAUUGGUCAGUGGCCCUCCGCUGUGGCCGAUAGUGCGCUUGGGUCUGACCGUAGUAGUCGUGGUGGUGCUGCACAUCCAGGUGCGCCUUCACCAUGCCGGCCUGGGGCAGUUUGAUGCGCGCCUUGUCGGCCACGAUGAACUCUAGGGCAUGAUAGCCUCAAGGGAGGGAGAGAGAGAGGGAGAGGGAGACAGGGGGGGCGGGGGAUGUCUGUCACACAGCAUGCACGACUGACUGACGUGCUGCAUAGCAUUUGAUUUGUAUGUAUUUGUCGAUACUUACUUUCUGCGAACGAAUUCAACUCACUCGGGCGCGUUCCUUCCCUUCCUUGACACAAUGUGUUAGCACACCCACGCAAUGUCAUCGAUCUCCAUUGAGUCUCACCUCCCUCUAUAUGUGAAGCGUGACUCUCCACUGCAAAUGGAUAGCCGCCGCCAGCACUAAGCCAGGCCUGGACGAUGG
Vitrella brassicaformis is the source of this 3044-nucleotide messenger RNA. The record is from the annotation of a GenBank genome assembly. NCBI's taxonomy places the organism in Eukaryota, Vitrellaceae.